AUGGUUGCCAAGACGAGGCGACAGCUCGCCAAGCUCGCGCUGCUUCUACUCGCCCUGCUCCUCCUCGCCGCCAUCUUGCUGUGCGUCUUCUUGAUCCCGCGCCACCACAGGAGGCCGCUGCCCCCUGCGUCGCAGCCGGGGAACGCGUCGAACCCCGACGACAGUAUCGUGGCGUUCGACUUCUCCCCGUACCUCAUCAUGUACAAGAGCGGCCGCGUGCACCGGCUGGACGGCACUGCCCGGUGCUCGGCCGGCGUCGACGAGGCCACGGGGCCGGACCGGGCUCACGGCACGGAUGUACCUGCCCCCGGCGCAAGCGGGACGAAAAGCAAGGACAGUGGCAGGCACCCGGUGCUGGUGUUCUACCACGGCGGCGCGUUCGUGAUCGGGUCGGCGUUCACGCCGCUGUACCACGCGUACCUGAACGGGGUGGUGGCGGUGUCCAUGGAGUACCGCCUGGCGCCGGAGCAUCGGCUGCCGACGGCAUACGACGACUCGUGGCAGGCGCUCAACUGGGUGGCCAGGAACGCCGCAUCCGGGCCGGAGCCGUGGCUGCGGGACCGGGGCAACCUGUCCCGGCUCUUCGUCGCAGGGGACAGCGCCGGCGCCAACAUCGCACACAACAUGGCCAUGGAGACGGAAGGCGGGGGGCGGCUGGACGGCGGCGCGGCCAUCACGGGGCUCCUGGUCCUGGACCCUUACUUCUGGGGGAAGAAGCUGGUGGCCGGGGAGACGACGGACCCUGCGCGGCGGCGCCAGUACGAGGCGACGUGGUCCUUCAUCUGCGGCGGGCGGUACGGCAUCGACGACCCGCGGGUGGACCCGCUGUCGAUGCCGGCGUCGCAGUGGCGGAAGCUGGCGUGCUCGCGCGUGGCGGUCACGUCGUCGGGACUGGACGACUUCCGGCCGCGCGGCCUGGCGUACGCGGUGGCGCUCAACGACAGCGGGUGCCACGGGGAGAUCGAGCAGUACGAGACGUCCGGCGAGCGGCACGUCUACUUCCUGGAUAGGCCCAAGGCCCCCAAUUUCAUCAAGGAGCUGGCCUUCGUCACCGGAUUCCUCACCCGGGAGUAG
Miscanthus lutarioriparius is the source of this 1074-nucleotide messenger RNA. NCBI's taxonomy places the organism in Eukaryota, Viridiplantae, Streptophyta, Magnoliopsida, Poales, Poaceae. The record is from the annotation of a GenBank genome assembly.